Cucurbita pepo subsp. pepo (vegetable marrow) is the source of this 598-nucleotide messenger RNA. The record is from RefSeq and is a predicted model, not a curated record. NCBI's taxonomy places the organism in Eukaryota, Viridiplantae, Streptophyta, Magnoliopsida, Cucurbitales, Cucurbitaceae.
AUUGAAUAAUGUUAUAUGUCAUCUUUCAUUUUGGGCUUCUUUUCUCCUGACCCUUUGUCAAUUCUAAAGUUGUUAGUCCACUUCAAUGUUCUUUUUACGCAUAUAUUUGUCCUGAAUCCAAAGUACUUUGCAGGAGGAGUUUUCAAGUUGGAGCUAUUUUUACCCGAAGAAUAUCCUAUGGCUGCUCCCAAGGUUCGAUUUCUCACAAAGAUUUAUCACCCGAAUAUUGAUAAGCUUGGGAGGAUAUGCCUUGAUAUUCUGAAAGACAAAUGGAGUCCAGCUCUACAGAUACGAACUGUACUUUUGAGUAUUCAAGCUCUUCUGAGUGCUCCAAACCCAGAUGAUCCACUUUCCGAGAACAUUGCCAAACAUUGGAAAUCGAAUGAGGCCGAAGCUGUUGAAACAGGUGAGUUGGUCUAAACCAUUGCUUUUGUUAAACCUUUUGCUUAACUAACCUUUUUGAUCCUGAGUUUAAGCUUUGUUUCAGUUUGGUUCUUGUGUUUUUAAAAGCUCUAUAUCUUUAGCUUUUGAUUAAAUCUGGUUUAAGAAGUGUUAUCAUGAGAUGAUUGUUGAUUCUGUCGGUGGAGAGGGACCGAGU